ACGAUUGACGUGGCGACAACCAUCUUGCGUGUCUGCAGACUGCGCCAGCUACCGUAAUCCCCCCUCCCUGCGAGCCAUCACCGGCUACCGCGCGCAGCACACUGGCCCGCCGUCCUCCGCACCUGCACGCCGGAAAUACUCUGGUUUCUGUCUUUCUGACUCGCUACUCAGACAGCCAUUUUGAUUCAAAAUUCCCAUUGUGUCGCAACCAAGAAGGCAUGAAUGAUCAGCAUUCUAACUCCAAAUCAAACCUGGACAACAACAGAUACAGCUCCGCCCGGACCUCCAAGAGACUGCUGUGGAGAUGCAUCAGCCUUGGUCAUAUUUUCUCUCUUAAAAACAGGGUAGAAGUGUAAGAACAAGGUGAAGUUGGUUCAAAAAAUUUCUUAGGCGCGUAGAGAGUGGGGACCCAUGUUUCAAGUAGAAGAGACUCUAAAGUUAGCUUAGCAUCGGUCAUUGGUGCAAUCCUCUUUUCUGAACGCCAUCAAUCGUAGAUUCCCAACACAGCUUCAUAUACUUGCCAACAAGUUCAAGAAUGAAAGUGACAGUGGAUGCAGCAAUACUCAAGUUCAUCUUUCAAGAACCCACUUUCAGGCCUCUUCGGAGCUUGUACCAUGUUCAAACUGUUAAGCCACAUAUAUCUAUUUCUUCAUAUUGGUAUUUAGAAAUAUCAAAUUGCAAUCAAGUUCGGAGCUUGAGAACCCACUCAUUGCAGCCAGCUUGUGGAGAGUUUCGUAUGAUUUUGGGGCCUAUGUUAGCUGGAAAAAAGACCACCCUACUGAACACAAUAAGGCCUGAUACCAGCACAAGCAGGGUGACAUUCUAAAGAAUCUGUACGGUUGGGAUAAAACACUAAAAGAAUUAUGUUUCUCAGGAAGAGUGAGGGAAGCAGUUGGGAUAUUGUGCCGCAACGGACUGCGAGUGGAGUCUGAAACAUAUUCCCUUCUUUUGCAGGAAUGCAUUUUUACGAAAGCAUACAAGCAAGGGAGAAGAAUUCACUCACAAAUGGUUGUUGUCGGGUUUCUCCCAAACCAAUACCUGACAAUCAAACUGUUAAUCCUGUAUGCAAAGUCAGGAGAUAUGGAUACUGCCCACAAUAUAUUUGAUAGGUUAAACUUAAAAAGCCUCAUCUCCUGGAAUGCAAUGAUUGCAGGGUAUGUGGAGUAUAGAAUGGAAGAAGUCGGCUUAUGCCUUUAUUACAAAAUGAAACAACAUGGCUUGAAUCCCGACCAAUACACUUUCUCAUCGGUCUUUAGGGCAUGUGCCUCUUUGUCUAUUUUGGAACAGGGCAAGCAAGCACAUGCUAUGGUGAUCAAAAGGAAAAUAUGUCGAAACCUAGUUGUUAAUAGUGCCCUUAUGGACAUGUACUUCAAAUGCAGUAGUCCAUACGAUGGCUAUCUCGUGUUUGAGAAGUCAUUGGAGAAGAAUGUCAUAACAUGGACUGCCCUGAUUUCUGGAUUUGGGCAGCAUGGUAGGGUAGUGGAGGUGCUACAGUCUUACCAUAGAAUGGUCAGUGAAGGUUUUAGACCCAACACUGUAACAUUUCUUGCAGUUCUUUCUUCUUGUAGCCAUGGAGGGUUAGUAGAUGAAGGUAGAGAAUAUUUUUCUUCAAUGACGAGAGAUUAUGGGCUUCAACCAAGUGGGAAACACUAUUCGGCUAUGGUUGACCUUUUCGGACGUGCAGGGAGGUUAGAAGAGGCUUAUGAGUUUAUUAAAAACUCACCCUAUCAGGACCACCCUGUGUUAUGGGGUGCUUUGCUUGGGGCUUGUAAGAUUCAUGGAAAUAUGGACAUGCUUAAACUCGCUGCUAUGAAUUUCUUUGAGCUGGAACCGGAGAACGCCGGGAAGUACGUUGUCCUUUCUAAUGCCUAUGCCUCAUUUGGUUUGUGGAACAAUGUUGCAGAAGUCAGGAGAGUUAUGAAAGAGUCGGGUGUUAAAAAGGAGACUGGUCAUAGCAUGAUUGAGGUUCAAAGACAAGCACACUUCUUCUCUAUGGGACAUAAUACUCAUGCACAAACAGAUUUGAUAUUUGAAGUGAUUAGGGACUUGACUUACAUUUUGAAGGACACGGGAGAUAUACCAGAACUCAGAAGCUAAGGAGAAAGAAAGUUGUAGUUCACGUAUUAUCUCCUCCAGAACCCCCACCCUGCCACCCCUUUCUGAGUGGCCUGGAUUAUGUUCUGGUAAUGCAUGAAAUGCUUUUGCCAGUAAGUUUUCUGGAUCAUUUUGCUCAAUGUCAUUUAUAUGGAAAUCAAAUUGCUGACCAUAGUUAUCUUGCAUUUCUGUUAAUAUUGUUAUUAUUUUUGCUGUUAUUAUUGUUGUUGUUAUUGUUAUUAAUAUACUAUUACUCCGCAUUUUAAAGCUUGCCAGACUUUCCUUUUUGGGAUGUACUUGAAAGUUUGCUACACUCUCCCCUUUUGGUAAGUUUUCCUUUAAAAUACUCAAUUACUUAAAUUUUUUCUACCUUUUUAUCUUCUCUUUUAAACUUUUACACUCUUUUUCUACACUAUUCAUUACCCCUUCUACUUUUCUUCUUAAAUAAUGUGCCAAAACCUAUUGUAGCAAUCAUUAAAACAAGGAGGGAGUAUUAUUAUUAUUAUUAUGACUAUUAUGAUUAUUAUUAUUUUCAUUAUAUAAUAAUUAUUACUCCGUAUUAUUAUAUUAUUAUUAGUAUUAUUAUUACUAUGAUCAUCAUCUUUAUUACCAUCACCACUACUACAAUACUACUUAUUCCUCAUUUCUUUGAUCCGCAGGGGGUCUUGAGUAUUAGAUGUUGAGUGGUGGGGCUUUGGGAGGAAAAGAGGAAAAUAAAUGCAAAGUUCAUAUGUGAAAAGGGAGUAUCCUUUUGAGGAAGACAAGUGAUCACUUUAUGAUGAUGCGGUGCAGUGGGAGAUUAAUUUUCAUUGUGGUUACUGCACAAACGAAUGAAUGCUUGACCAUUGGUUGAUUUAGGGCUCGUUUGGUAACUCUCCCUUCAAGAAGCAACUCGAUUGUUUGGAGCAUUGGCCUAGGAAUCGAGAGGAUGUUGCCGCGAGAAUAAAUAGUUGUGACUUGACAAGAAGCAACACCGGUAGAGAUAGAGAUGUCGUCUGUUCAGCGUGACUCAGAUCUCAGAUCACACCCUGCUGUCCAAGGUCAUUUUUGGGCUUCAUAACGCAACCUCUUUGAAAUAAAGGGGUUUGAGGAUAGAAAUAACCAGCUCAAAACCACUAUGAGAGCCACUUUAAGCAAGAUCAGAUCCUAGAGUUGGAGGUUUAAAAAGAGACUCGGCACCAUGGAGUUGUAUUCUGAUAGAGAUCUACCUAUUAGACUAAUAAAUAGAAGAGUUAGUUGUAGUUAUAUUUCGGUUAUUAAAUAAUAACUAGAGUAGGCUGUAUGGGAAGUCUAUAAAUAGAAUUAGUCUGGGAAGGGGAGGCAGGCUGUUUUGACUAUUGUAGUCUGGACUGGGAAAGUUAGAGAUUAAUCGUCUCUUUCUUUUGGGGGCUUCGGCCAGAACUCUUCUUCAUCAAUAAAGUUUACAGUUCUUGUU
Molecule: messenger RNA, 3529 nt
Organism: Cuscuta epithymum
Lineage: Eukaryota; Viridiplantae; Streptophyta; Magnoliopsida; Solanales; Convolvulaceae
Source: the annotation of a GenBank genome assembly